UAUUGUCACAAUAAUUUCGUACCUGUGUUCAUCUGAAAGUUUGAUAUUAAGUCUGAUAUUAGGUCCAUCAAAUUCUGAGCCGCUUCAUCUUUCGAUUUCAAUAACUUGACUACUGUGAAAUAAUACACAGUGAGGAAUAUACAUUAAGAACACACAGUACGGAUAUAAAUAGCCAAAAAUGAUCAAGGAUUUUGUUAUCCCUGUAAACAAAGAUGAGCUGUUGCAAAGGCAAAUUGGAAAAUAUAAUGUUAAACAAAUUGUUCCAGUAGGUGUAAUUCCGCAAGCUCUUGAUGAAGCAAGAACAGCGCUUCAAACCAGUGGAAUUAGUUUUAUUUUUGAACAUUUUGAUACAUUUUUUUCUAUAAUUGUUCAUAGAAAUAAAAUUGAAUUGCCAAUUGUUAUUCGUGGUUUUUGUAGAAUUCAUAAAGCAUUAGAAAUAUUGGUUGUGGACAUGGAAAGUAUAUUUGAAAAGCAGACUGCAUUAAACGAAGAGGAGAGAUUGAAAUUUAUAAAUGUGACUAAAAUGGUUGCAUAUUUGUUUUCAUUGUUUGUUUGCUAUAUAAAUGAUGAAAUUCUUAAAGAUGGAAGUGAUAAACUUAGUGGAAAGCGUAAGAAAAGCACUAGAUCUGAUACGGAAGAAGAAUGGGAAUAUACUAGAGAGAAAGCAUUAGAAUAUGUUUAUAGAUUAUUACAAUUACCGUUACAAAAACUUUGGCAACCUCCUAUUGUUGAAGACUCAUUCACCGAAAUACUCACUAAAGUGUGUUAUAAAAUGAUAGAACAGUGUACAGAUUCCAAACAAAAACAUCUAAGACAAACUAUUUUUGAGAUUUUAGGUACUUCGGUUAAGAGAUAUCAUCAUGGAAUAAGCUGUGUAGUAAGAAUGGUUCAGUUGGUGAAAUUACGUGAUGUGUUAGCAUCACAUAUAGGAAUUGGAGUGGUACAUAUGAUUGAUGAAUGUGGUUGUAAUGGUUUAUUAAGGGAAAUAAUAAAAGAAAUUGAUCAAAGCGAACCAUCCGAAAGUGACUGUCGUAAUAUUUCAGUAUUUCUUGAAACCAUUGCCACUGCUAAACCAAAUCUUAUAAUUCCUAUUCUUGAUGAUAUAGUAGAUUAUCUGUCUAGUGAACAUUACACUAUGAGAAUUUGCAUUAUUAACAUCUUAGGAGUAAUUGUAGAAAAAAUAUUAACCGGAGAUGAGCUUACGCAAGAACAGAAAAAUCAGCGUGAUGAAUGCCUCAAUAUUUUAGAAGAACAUAUUCUAGAUGUUAAUGCUUAUGUACGGUCAAAGGUUUUACAAAUUUGGCAACAUUUAUGUUGUGAAGGAGCAAUUCCUUUAGCAAAGCAAGGAAAGCUUUUAGCUGCUGCGGCAUUACGAUUAGAAGAUAAAAGUACAAUUGUACGGAAACAAGCUUUGCAGCUGAUACGUGCGUUAGUUCAAGGCAACCCUUUUGCAGCUAAAUUAAACAAAGUAGAGAUUUCUAAAUCGUUAGAGAAAGAAGAAAUAACGCUAAGAAAGCUACAAGCUGAAACUGUUAGUAGAAGUACUCGUGGUGAUAGUCAGAGAUUAGAAUUAUGGAAUGCUUUGCUUCCGAAAAUAAGAGAAGCAUUAAAAGAAGUUAUUAAUGGCACGAAAGCGGGGAGCGACAAACGAGAUCUAGAGGAUGAAGAUGAAGAAAAUAUUGAUAUUGACCCUAAUACAUCGUUUGAACACAUCAGACAAUUAAUGUUAAAAGAAAAAAUUCUGGAAGCAGUACAAUUUUUGUGGAAGGUUUGUAUUAAAUUGAAGGAAAGUCCAGAAAUUGAAAAUUUUUCUGCCGAAGCAAAAGAAGAAUGUUUGCUUUUACUUUUAUUGAAAACAUUUAUGGAAUCAGAAAAUGGUCCAGAUAAUGUACAAGAAAAUGCUGAUAACAGAAAAUCAUUAGAUAAAGAUAAAGAAAAUAUAGUAGGAGCAAAACGCGUUGUAAAUUAUUUAAAGCAUUGCUUAGAAUUUGCCACUGAAUUAGAAACGGCUAUACCUAUGGCAGAAAAAUUACUUUUUUCUGAAACUGCAAGCGAUGCUGUUGAAGCAUGUACUUUACUUGGAACUGCUUAUCAGUUUGGUGUAGUAGGAGCUACAACCGCUAUACGCGAUGCUCUGUAUCAAGUAUUUCACCGUGAUCCAUCGGUACGCAAUAAUAUUGCAGAGGUGUAUAAAAGUAUUUACUUAGUUAAUAAUGAAAGUCAAAAAGCAGAGCGACAAAAAGCUCUAACAUGUGUUAAAGCAUUGAUUGAAUUGUUAAAAUCACUUCAACCUAAUCAAAGUCCAGCUUUAACUCAGCUAGUUUUAACGUGGUACAAUAAUAAUGAUAUAAAUAGUGAAUUACUACAGGUAUUGUGGGAGAAGUUUUCAAUGAAGUCCUCAGACACAAAUCCAUUAGAUAGUAGGACAGCAUUGAUGUUAAUAUCAAUGAUUGCCCAGGCUGAAAGCAAUAUUAUAACAGGAAAUUUGGAAGUAUUGAUAAAAGUAGGAUUAGGACCACGAGCAAAAACUGAUCUGUUAUUAGCUAGAGAUACCUGUCGAGCAUUGUUAAAAAUAAAACACAAAAAUGAUGAUAUUGAAAAACCUCCUGUGAGGUAUCCAAAUGACCAUGAAAUAUUUACAAAAAUUCUUACACUACUGACAGAAAACUUUACUAAUAUGGAAGAAGACGGAUAUGUUUCAUUUGCGACAGAUGCAAUUAGUACCAUUUACCAUUUAGCUAAUCAACCCGAGCAUUUAAUAAAGAAAUUAUUGUUAGAAGUGUAUAAACGAGGACAAUUUGACAGUGAGUUGCCUGUUCCAUUUCUUCUGUUAGCUAAACUGUUAUAUGUAGUCGGGCACAUUGCAAUUAGAGAAAUGGUACAUUUAGACACAUCAGUUUACAAAGAAUUAAAGCGAAGAGAUGUUAUACGACAAUUACGAAAAGAAAAGAAUUCAAAUAAAAAAAGAAAAGAAUUUGAUCGAUCUCGGAAAUCCAUUUCAACGACCACCCCAAACAGUGCAAGACAAAUGAUUCGGAAUAAAGAGACAACUAUCACCGAAGAUAAUGGAGAAGAGGCUGUUGAAGGCGCGGUAGAAGAUGCGGAUGCAGAAUUUAUAAAUGAUGUUCUUGAAAAUCACGUUGUAACUGGUGAUGGACUUUUAUCAAAAUUUGUGCCAUUGGUAUUAGAUGUGUGUCGAUAUCCUGAUAAAUAUAAUAGUGAAGAUCUACAAGCCGCUGGUGCCCUUGCCCUUAGCAAAAUGAUGCUAGUAAGUUCCAUUUUUUGCGAAGAGUCAUUGCAGCUGUUAAUUACGAUCUUAGAACGUUCACCCUACCCUAAUAUUCGGGCUAAUGUUCUUAUUGGAAUAAGUGAUCUAACAACUAGAUUUCCAAAUCAAAUUUUACCAUGGAUGAAACACGUUUACGGCAGACUUCGGGAUGAACAUAUAACCGUACGAAGGUCGUGUUUUCGAAUUUUAUCAAGUCUUAUACUGAGAGAAAUGUUGCGUGUGAGAGGGCAGAUAUCAGAAUUAGCUGUGUGCAUUGUUGACCAUGACAAACAACUCCGAAAUGAUGCGAGGCAAUUUUUUAAAGUACUUUCACAAAAAGGCAACGUAUUAUACAACCUGAUGCCUGAUUUAUUAUCUCAUUUAACCGACUCUGAAUUAAAUUUGAACGAAGCUGAUUUUCACGAAAUUUUAAAGAUAAUUUUGAAUUUACUACAAAAGGAAAAACAUGUUGAUUCUAUAAUUGAUAAGAUUUGUGCUAGGUUUAAACUAGCAACUACAGAAAGACAGUGGCGUGACUUUGCAUAUUGUCUUUCACUUUUACAGUUUAGUGCAAAAAGUUUACGUCGUCUUAUUGAAAGUUUGCCUCUACUAAAGGAAAAGAUUCAUCACAAUCAAGUUUCAAAAGCAUUGCAAUCUAUUAUAGAGCAGACAAAGAAAAACCCAAAUACAAAAGCGAUUUCCGUAGAACUGGAAGAAAAAAUGAAGGAACUUUUACAAAAAACAGAGAAUUCAACACAGAAUGAUAACGAAAUGAUGCCACCACCACAGUUGAUACCGAAAGCAAGAAAGCGUAGUCGACGAACAACUUCAAAACGUAAAAGUAGGGGUAAAAAAGGAGAUGAUGAUGAAGAAGAACAAGAAGAAGAAGAAGAAGAAGAAGAAAAUGAUGAUAACGAUGAUGGUGAUGAUCAAACGGAUAACGAUUCAAGCAUAUCUGCAACACCAAAAGGUAAGAAAAAAGAAAAAUCGCAUGAACUUCAAUCAAGUCCUGGUUCUGAUGAAUCAAUCGAAUCUCAAAGACGAUCUAUUGUAAAUCCAUCUACGUCAAGUUUAAGAAGAUCAAUCCGAAACAAGGGUCACAAUUUAUCAUCGCCGCGUCCGAAGAAAAAUAAAAAGGCUGUAACACCAGUAUGUUCUCCAAAAAGAUCUUCAGCACGGUUAUCGCACUCAUGAAACAAGGAAUUAGAUUUGUAAAUAUUGUAUACUUAUACAUAUGUACAUGUUUGCAUAACUAAUGUACAAUUUUUUACUUUUUUAAAAAUUAUACUAAGGAUAAAAAUUAGCAAUUAAUUAUCAGAACCGUGGAAAAAUUUUACAAAUGAUCAAGUAAAUAUC
Messenger RNA from Osmia lignaria (orchard mason bee), 4624 nucleotides. The record is from RefSeq and is a predicted model, not a curated record. NCBI's taxonomy places the organism in Eukaryota, Metazoa, Arthropoda, Insecta, Hymenoptera, Megachilidae.